This is a messenger RNA of Acyrthosiphon pisum (pea aphid), 2129 nucleotides long. RefSeq names its product DNA (cytosine-5)-methyltransferase PliMCI. Gene Ontology annotation, cellular component: nucleus. The record is from RefSeq and is a predicted model, not a curated record. Gene Ontology annotation, molecular function: DNA binding; protein dimerization activity; DNA (cytosine-5-)-methyltransferase activity. Lineage: Eukaryota; Metazoa; Arthropoda; Insecta; Hemiptera; Aphididae. Gene Ontology annotation, biological process: negative regulation of gene expression via chromosomal CpG island methylation.
AUGAAUGAAGAUCGUUUGAACUUUUUAUCAGUUAUGAGCAUUGAAAGUGAUGUGUUGGAUAAUCUGUCAUUUGAUGAUAUUAUAGAUGACUUUGCAGAAAAGAAAUCAAGAAAACCAACAGAAAUGAGUAAUGAGCAUUUUAUGUACAAAAUUUUAAUUGAAAAAGACGUAAUAUUAGCUUUUCCAAAUGUUGAAAUCGCAUUACGCAUGUAUUUAGUAAUUAUGGUCACCAAUUGUAGUAGUGAACGCACAUUUUCAAGAUUGAAAAUUAUAAAAAAUAGAUUACGAACUACAAUGAAUGAAGAUCGUUUGAACUUUUUAUCAGUUAUGAGCAUUGAAAGUGAUGUGUUGGAUAAUCUGUCAUUUGAUGAUAUUAUAGAUGACUUUGCAGAAAAGAAAUCAAGAAAAUUUGCUGGUUGUGGCGGUCUGUCUAGGGGCUUAGAAGAUAGUGGUCUCGUAAGUAAUUGGGCUAUUGAAUGCGAUGACAAAGCUGCAGGCGCAUUUAAAUUAAACAAUCCAGAGGCAACUGUGUUUGUUGAAGAUUGUAAUCAUUUAUUAAAAUUAGCAAUGGCUGGUGAAAAAUCAAACAGUAAAAAUCAAAACAUACCGCAAAAGGGUGAAGUUGAUUUCAUUUGUGGAGGACCUCCUUGUCAAGGGUUUAGUGGAAUGAAUAGGUUUAAUUCUGGACAAUAUUCAUUGUUCAAGAACUCUCUGAUUGUUUCAUUUUUAUCAUAUAUUGAUUUCUAUCGUCCAAAAUAUUUUGUUAUGGAAAAUGUUAGAAAUUUUGUAUCUUUUAAAAGAAGUAUGGUUCUUAAAUUGACUCUUAGAUGUAUUACACGUAUGGGCUAUCAGUGUACAUUUGGAAUUCUACAAGCCGGUAACUUUGGUGUACCUCAAACUAGAAGAAGGUUAAUUAUUAUGGCAGCAGCUCCUGGUGAAAAAUUGCCACUCUAUCCUGAGCCUAUACAUGUCUUCAAUAGAAGGAGCUCCAGUUUAACUGUUCAAAUUGGUACUAAAAAAUUCAAAACUAACUGUAAGUAUGAUGAGUCGGCUCCUAUGAGAACAGUUACUGUAUAUGAUGCCUGGUCUGAUUUACCUGAAAUACCAAAUGGAGCAAAUGACGAAGAUAUCAUAUACAAAUCAAAGCCCAUUACACAUUUACAGAAAUUACUAAGAUAUCCAGACAAUCGAUAUGCAGAAUCUAUAUUGAGUGAUCAUAUAUGCAAAGACAUGUCACCUUUAGUUCAAGCUAGAAUGGCACUGAUACCAAUAUGUGAAGGAAGUGACUGGAGAGACCUGCCCAAUAUAACAGUACAAUUACCUGAAGGACUUAAAACCAGUAAACUUUUGUAUACUCACCAUGAUAUCAAAAAUGGUUAUGGUCCAAAUGGUGCAUUACGCGGUGUUUGCACGUGUGCCAGUGGUGAUAAAUGUGAUCCGCAAGAUCGUCAAAACAAUACAAUUAUCCCUUGGUGCUUACCACAUACUGGUAAUAGACAUAAUAACUGGGCAGGCUUAUAUGGCCGUCUAGCAUGGUCAGGGUUUUGUUCAACCACCAUUACAAAUCCUGAGCCAAUGGGAAAACAAGGUAGAGUACUUCAUCCUGAGCAACACCGUGUGGUCAGUGUACGAGAGUGUGCCCGCUCACAAGGUUUUAAAGAUUCUUUCAUAUUCCAUGGUCCAAUCAUAAAUAAACAUAGGCAGAUUGGUAAUGCAGUUCCUCCGCCAAUGGGUACAGCUAUUGGUCAUGAAAUAAUCAAAGCUAUUGACAAAAAACCUAGAUAUAUUUACACUCCAUUUUCUUAGGCAACCACUGACAAAUCUUUGUCUUUUUUUUGUGAAUAUAUGUUUAAACUAUAUUUGAACACCUAUUUUAAUACAAGUUUUAACUCUUCUUUUAUUAAAAAAAAAUUUGUUCAUCUAGAACGAUUAUGAGAUGUUCAAGUAAUAUAAUCAUUUGAUAUGAAAUUUAAUUUUAGUUUAUUUUUAUAUUAUUUUUAAUUUUAUUGGAUUAUUGCAUAUGAUUAUUAUUGAUUUUUUUUUUUUAUUGAUUAUUGUAAUUCGAUUAAUGUUGAUGCCUAUAUCAAUGUUUUAUUUGUGACUAUAAAUUAUUAUACAAGCCUACACUA